AUGUCAGGCCCGCUCAUCGUCUCGCACGGCGCGAUACACCCCCGCACCUCCUCCGAGCCGAGCACGCUGGCCCUCUCCAUUGCCGACUCGUCGGUGGCCAACCUCGCCCCGACUGGCGGCACAUGGUUCUUCCACCAACCCGCAGAGCUGGGCGGGCACAUCCACCCGUCCACGCUCGCCCUGGCACUGCAGCACACGCUGGGCGCGUACGCGCACUUGUGCGGCUCGCUGUCGCUGCGUCCACCAGCGCACAUUGUCGCGGCGCACUCGGCGCGGUAUGGCCGCGUGUGGGUCCGUUUCGGGGACCACGACGACCCGGGCGUCGGGCUGACUGUUGCCUCGUGGGACCGCCCCAUGACCGACCUCUUGCCCCUCGAGCUCGAUACCGCGGUCGACUCGGCGCCUGCGUCUGCCCCGGAGCUCAUCGACGCGCGCGGCAUGGCGAGCUUGCGCGAGGGCCGGGCGGGGUACGGCGUCGUGGUGCAGAUCACGACGUUUAGCGACGGCGGACUCGUGAUCUCGGUGCUCGCGCAGCACUGCUUAAUGGACGCGCACGCCCUCGCCGUGUUUGUCAACGACUGGGCGAGGGUGCACACUGAGCAGACGCGGCAGCGCGCAGACGGGUUCCCGACCGACUUCUUCCCGCGCCGCUUGUUCAGCCCCGAGCUGCUGGACAAGCACGCAGCAGGGGACAUUGACCACGACGCGCAGGACCCAGUCAUCGUGUCCGCUGCCGACCGGCUCCCGCAGAUCAAACUCGAUUUUUGGGCACGGAGACCCGGGCAUCCGGAGGACUUGGGCCCAGUGUGGUUCAAGGCCCCGCGCGACCCGCCGCCGGGGGUGCAAGCGCUCGACGCGGCUGCGGGGCAUAGGCGCGGGCCGCGCGUACCGUGGGAGGAGUGGGACACGGGCGCGCCGGUCCUCGACCGCACGAUUGUGUUCUCGCCGCAGCAGAUCGAGCGGCUGUAUGCCGCGGUGCACGACAGCGCCGCGCCAAGCCGCGAGAGUAGCACCCAGGGCCAGGGGAGCAACGGACACCACGCAAAGGAGCACCACCGCGUCAGCCGCCUCGAUGCCGUCCUCGCGUCCGUCUGGGCGGCGAUCGUGCGCGCGCGCAACCUGCCCCCAGAAACACAGGUGUACCUCGAGACCACGCUCGGGUUACGCUCGCGUGUGAUCCCGCCGCUAGGCGAGGCGUUUGUCGGCUCGCCCAUAAUCAACUGCAGCUCGGCGCUGCCGGCCGCCGCGUUGACUCCGGGGGCUGGUGCACGCGCGAUUCGCGACACGAUUACCGAGUUCUCGCCGUCCGCUGUCGGCGCAAUGCUGCACCGCAUGGCGUUUGUGCUCGACCCGGCGCGAGAGUGGAACUGCUUCCUCGGCGAGCGGCACGUCUUGACCACCUCGUGGCUCGGCAUCGGCGCGUACGACGCCGACUUUGGCACCGGCCGCCCGGGCUACGUGCACGCUAAUAUGCCUGCGUGUGAUGGGUUGCUGGUCGCCAUGGACGUCGCGCACGCGACCAAGGGCGCCAAGUGGCACGAGAGCGGGCUCAGCGUCCGCCUCAUGCUCCGCGCUGGCGUGAUGGAGCAGGUGCUCGUGGACCAGGAGCUGCGCGGCGUGGACCUCAGUCGUGGGUAUAGAUAG
Molecule: messenger RNA, 1644 nt
Organism: Vanrija pseudolonga
Lineage: Eukaryota; Fungi; Basidiomycota; Tremellomycetes; Trichosporonales; Trichosporonaceae
Gene: HCT1
Product: Hydroxycinnamoyltransferase 1
Exons: 1
Coding region: 1-1644 (547 amino acids)
Molecular function (GO): acyltransferase activity, transferring groups other than amino-acyl groups
Source: RefSeq, a predicted model, not a curated record